AUGGCUAGUGACACAAGAAGCAACGGCAACUUCAUAGGGUACGCGAACAUGCUGCACAGCAAAGGGCUGCUGCGGCGGGUGGUGGUGGACAAGUGUCAUCUCAUCUUCACGUCGAGCGACUGGCGACCGAAGCUGGCAGAGUUAAAGAACUUGCGGCUGCUGCCGUGCCCGAUCGUGCUGCUCACAGCGACGCUUCCGCCGGUGCGGGAGGGUGAGCUAGCAACAAGCAUGCUAAUUCCGUGCGCAAUGUACAUCUGGGCAAGCACCGUACGGCCGAACACGCAGUACUACGUGUUGUGGUGCAAGCGUGGCAAGGCGUUAGAGACGGCGGUGGCGAUGUGUCGACAGCAGCAGCAGCUACUGCUUAGCAGAGGCUGGAAGGGCGUGGUGUACUGUCGCAGCAAGCAGCAGUGCGAAGAGCUAGCCGAGGUGCUGGGGUGCGGGUGCUAUCACGCCAACGUGCCCAACUGUGAGGACCAAGUGAAGCAGUGGUUGAUAGAAGGAGGGCUGAUGACAGCGACAUCAGCGCUAGGUACAGGGGUAGACUUCCCUAGCCAAGAUAAGGGCGCGGGGAGGACACCAAACCGCAGCAAAAGAGGCUUAGCGUUAGGGUUUGACCCCUUUUAA
Messenger RNA from Didymella exigua CBS 183.55, 627 nucleotides. RefSeq lists its product as uncharacterized. Gene Ontology annotation, molecular function: 3'-5' DNA helicase activity; four-way junction helicase activity. The record is from RefSeq and is a predicted model, not a curated record. Lineage: Eukaryota; Fungi; Ascomycota; Dothideomycetes; Pleosporales; Didymellaceae. Gene Ontology annotation, biological process: double-strand break repair via homologous recombination. The coding region runs from base 1 to 627 and encodes 208 amino acids. Gene Ontology annotation, cellular component: cytoplasm; chromosome; nucleus. The transcript has a single exon.